AUGUCCUCGAAAAUUCUGAUCACUGGGGCCGCUGGCUACAUCACGGGUUGGCCAGCUGGACCGUUCAAAGAUACGGAUGCUGUAUUUGAGACGGAGAAGCAGCUUGCGGAGUCGUUCCCUAUCCGAAACACUGACGUAUCUGUCAUCGAGCAUGCCGCAAAACAAGGAGUGACUAACUUUGUUAUCGUGCCGUCCCUAGUCUAUGGCAAAGGCACUGGUGAAUGGAACAAGGUGUCGGUGGUACUGCCUGUCUACAUUCAAGCUAGCCUUGCACGCCAGGCAGUGUACAAGUUCCCUGAAAACACGAAAGUAUCGGCAGUCCACAUCUCCGAUUUAACAGCAUUAUAUGGGCGGAUUGUUGAGAAGAUCCUCCUAGGCGAGACAUUGCCAUGUGGUAAAGAGGGAUAUUACUUUGCGCUGGCACAUGAUCUCUUCCUUGGAGAAGUGCUGGAUCACCUAGCUCUAGCUCUGAAGUCUCGUGGCCUGGCCCCGGACAGAGACACUCGGGUUUAUCCCAAUGACCAAGUUGCUGCGGAUUUGUUAGGUGUCCCAGAACAAUUCGUGCAGACACUGUGGAACUCGGGAGACAGCAUCGUAGCCGAGGUUCCACUGAGAAUUGGAUGGCGGCCGACAUGGAGUAAAGAACGCUUUUUCGAGAAUAUUGAUGAUGAGAUUGAUGCUGCACUAGAGCUUGGGAAGGCGAAGAGUAGCCUUAUUGACUCACUUUUUCGGGCUGCCCAGGACUAG
Aspergillus mulundensis is the source of this 747-nucleotide messenger RNA. RefSeq lists its product as uncharacterized. The transcript has 6 exons. The coding region runs from base 1 to 747 and encodes 248 amino acids. The record is from RefSeq and is a predicted model, not a curated record. NCBI's taxonomy places the organism in Eukaryota, Fungi, Ascomycota, Eurotiomycetes, Eurotiales, Aspergillaceae.